AUGUCCGGAUCUCAAGCGGGCUCGCAGCUCAACAUUGAUCGCUACGUUGUGAUCCACGUCGCCACCACCUGCGACGAGCACGGUGUCUAUGUCACCAAGGAUUCUGCUGAAGUCAUUGAGCUUGGAUGGAUUUUGCUCGAUGCUAAGUCCCUGGAGGAAAUCGUCCGUGACAGUGCCCUCGUCAAACCCAUCAACACCCCUAUCACGCCUCUCUGCACGAGCCUCACAACCUUGACUUGGGAACAUGUUAGGAACGCUGGCACCUUUAGGGAUGCUGUCAACCGUUUUGAUGCGUUUGCCAAUGAGCACUUGACCUCGCAGAAUCUUGACUUUGUCUUUGUCACUCUCGAUGCCUGGGACCUUCGGGUUCAGCUGCCUCGCGAGGCCCGCGACAAGGCUGUCGUCCUGCCUCCUUACCUCCAGCACUCGCGGACCUUUGAUCUCCGCACCGAGUACCAGCGAUGGCAGCAACACCACCCCGAGUCGCUGCCCUUCGGCCCCUCGAUGCUCUCCAACAUCUGCGCUGCUCUCGAAGUGGAGCCUGUUCAGUCGAGCGCCCCCAUCAAGCACAACCUGCCAUUCCACCUCCAGGCUUUGGCGCCUGCUUCUCCCCGUCGUGCCAUGGAGGAGGCUGUCACUCUUGCCCGGGUUCUUCGUGGCCUGAUCCGCAAGUCUCAGCCUGCUCAUGAGCACCCCGAUGUCCUGACACGUCCCAUGGACGCUCGUGCUGAUGUUAGAGCCUUCUUGUCCGAGCGAAGCAAGGUCCUCCACAUGUCAGGCCUCCCCCACGACACCACCCAGUCGGAGCUUGAGAGCUGGUUCACUCAGUUCGGUGGACGUCCCAUCGCCUUCUGGACUCUGCGCACUCCCGAGCAGCACAAACCCACUGGCAGCGGCUUUGCUGUCUUUUCCUCCCACGAAGAGGCUGCUGAGAGCCUCUGCAUGAACGGUCGCGCUCUUAACGAGAAGGCUAUCGAAGUGUCACCCUCCUCGAGUCGUGUUCUGGACCGCGCUGCUGAGAUCCUUACGCCCUUCCCUCCCAGCAAGAACCGGCCCCGUCCCGGUGACUGGACCUGCCCCUCGUGCGGAUUUUCCAACUUUCAGAGGCGCACAGCUUGCUUCCGAUGCUCCUUCCCGGCAGUGAACGCUGGCCCCUCGGGCGAGAUCGGAUACGGCGGCGGCGGCGGCGGUGGUGGCGGCUACAGCGGCUAUGGCCCCCCUCAGAUGAUGCCCCCUCCUCAGCACCACCACGGUCACAUGGGACACGGUGGUGGUCGCAUGGGCGGCAGCGGUGUUGUUCCUUUCCGCGCCGGCGAUUGGAAGUGCGGUAAUGAAGUAUGUGGUUACCACAACUUUGCUAAGAAUGUCUGCUGCCUCCGUUGCGGUGCCAGCCGUGCUGGCGCCGCCGUUGUUGCCGACUCUGGUGGCUACCCGUCUCCCAUGGAUCCCCCUUCCAGUUAUAACAUGAACCAGGGCUCAAUGGGCGGAAACACUGGUCCCGGCCCCUUCGCGUCGGGUGGUGGCAACUUCGGCUCCGGUGGUGGCUAUGGUGGCGGUCAGCAUUUCGGUGGCCCCCCCAGCACCUACGCGCUUCCCUCAGGCCUCGGCGGUGGCGGUGCCGCAGCGUACCCCUCGUCCUUGAACACUCACUUCGGUCCGGCCCCGGGCGCUCACUCGGCCGGCCCUUUUGACAGCCGCGCUGCCGAGGCGGCCUUCCAGUCUGCCUCCAACGGACCCGCGUCUGCUGGUCCGUCGAACAACUUCUACUCGCAGAACGAGAACGACCCUUUCGCCUUCCUUUCUAGCGGUAUCGGAGGCCUCUCUGUGACCGGCGGAGAUGCUCGCCAGAACGGUGGCUCCGCGCCCCAGAACAAGUCCCCUGCCUAAGCAGUUUGUGUAUUCACCAGACGGCUGUAUAUCGAUCGCCUUUUUGCAUCGGACGUUGAAGAACCCACCCCUCGACCGCGGAACGAGCUUUGAGACGAGACGACGAUAGAGCAUUUGCUUUGGCAUCAACGACCCCUCGACCACUGGUCAUCGAGGGAAACCCAUUUGUUUCAUGUUUCAAGUAAGGCGGUCGGCAAGAUGGGGAAGAAUCUUGGGCCACGGUUGUUGUCAGAAUACCAUGAGUAACCGGGUACAAAAGUUUGCGAGGCGGGAAAGACAAAAGAGUGUUACUACAACUGGACGGAUUCGGAACACGUUGGGCGGAGUUGCGUUUGAUGCCGUUGAGCAUCAGAGUCCGUACAAAAGGGCUGGCUACUUUGGGGGACUGGACUGCGGAGUCGGACUUUUGCCCAUUGGGUGGGGUUGCGCGCGAAUGGCUUGUGGCAUGACAGCCCAGGGGGCAGUACGGUGGGAGAGAUGCAUAGCGAAGGAGUGGGAAAGGAACCUCGGCUUCGGUGUGCGGUCUCGCUCUUCUACUUCUUCGAUCGAUGUCUGUCCUUUUUCCUGUCUCUUCUUUUUUUUUAUUUGAUCUGCUUGUCUUUUCUGAUACUCUCACACCCCUCUCCUCCACCUCUUCCAUUCUCAUUUCGUCCUUGUUCUCUUCCCACUACAUUUAGUUCGCUUGGGCAUUUGGCUUUGGCUUUGGCUUUGGCUUGAGCUUUGCCCCCCUUCAAGAUGGUUUCACGGUUGGAUGGGCGGCAGAGUUGGGGGAGUCGGGGAGUGAUCAUGGUCAGGCGGGCUGACUGCUUUAAUUUUCUUUCGCGUCCGAGAAUGCGAAACGUGUUGCUUUCCAUAACUCGUCUGUUCCAAGUUUUACCUCCUGUUGCAUGCCGUUAGCCGGUGGGGUGUAAAAACUGCAUCCUGCAGGCGGCGUCAGGUAUGAAGAAUACUAUUGCUUGAUUUGCCAAGGCGAGGUCCGCGAAGAGUAGCUUCAUGAUGACAUGAUGGCCGUUGUUGGCAUGUUAGAGGUAUUGAUCGCUUGAGGGAAAAUGAGCAUCUGCAAUACUAUCGUUUAUAAUUUG
Molecule: messenger RNA, 2969 nt
Organism: Verticillium dahliae VdLs.17
Lineage: Eukaryota; Fungi; Ascomycota; Sordariomycetes; Glomerellales; Plectosphaerellaceae
Product: asparagine-rich protein
Exons: 5
Coding region: 1-1887 (628 amino acids)
Molecular function (GO): RNA binding; 3'-5'-RNA exonuclease activity
Source: RefSeq, a predicted model, not a curated record